GGCCCGGAAGCAGGGAUGUGGGAGCGGAAAAGUGAAUGGCGGGCGGUGGGCUCCGGGCUGCUGCUGCUGGCUGCUGCGGCCCAGGUAGUGGCCCUGGCUCCGCGCCGCUUCACUCCGGACUGGCAGAGCCUGGACUCGCGGCCACUGCCGAGCUGGUUCGACGAGGCCAAGUUCGGGGUGUUCGUGCACUGGGGGGUGUUCUCGGUGCCCGCCUGGGGCAGCGAAUGGUUCUGGUGGCACUGGCAGGGCGAGCGGUUACCGGCCUACCAGCGCUUCAUAAAAGAAAACUACCCGCCCGGCUUCAGCUACGCCGACUUCGCACCAGAGUUCACAGCGCGCUUCUUCCACCCGGACCAGUGGGCUGAACUCUUCGAGGCUGCCGGGGCCAAGUAUGUUGUCCUGACCACAAAGCAUCAUGAAGGCUUCACAAACUGGCCAAGCUCUGUGUCCUGGAACUGGAACUCGAAGGAUGUGGGGCCCCACCGUGAUUUGGUUGGUGAGUUAGGAGCAGCUGUGCGGAAGAGGAACAUACGCUACGGCCUCUACCACUCGCUCUUGGAGUGGUUCCAUCCACUCUACCUACUUGAUAAGAAAAAUGGUUUCAAAACGCAGCAUUUCGUCAGUGCAAAAACAAUGCCGGAGCUGUACGACCUUGUUAACAGUUACAAGCCUGACCUGAUCUGGUCUGAUGGGGAGUGGGAGUGUCCUGAUACGUACUGGAACUCCACGGGUUUCCUCGCUUGGCUCUACAAUGAUAGCCCUGUCAAGGAUGAGGUGGUAGUGAAUGACCGCUGGGGUCAGAACUGCUCCUGUCGUCACGGAGGGUACUACAACUGUCAGGACAAAUACAAGCCACACAGCUUGCCAGACCACAAGUGGGAGAUGUGUACCAGCGUGGACAGGGCGUCCUGGGGCUAUCGAAGAGACAUGACCAUGUCAACCAUCGCCAGUGAAGAUGAAAUCAUCGAGGAAUUGGUUCAGACGGUGAGUUUGGGAGGCAACUAUCUUCUUAACAUUGGACCAACUAAAGAUGGCCUGAUCGUCCCCAUCUUCCAAGAACGGCUUCUUGCUGUUGGCAAGUGGCUGCAGAUCAACGGAGAGGCCAUCUAUGCCUCCAAACCCUGGAGGGUGCAGUCUGAAAAGAACAAGACAGUGGUGUGGUACACCACUAAAGACUCGGCUGUUUAUGCCACUUUUCUAUACUGGCCAGACAAUGGAAUGGUGAGCCUUAAAUCCCCUAAAACGACCUCGGGCACGAAGAUAACAAUGCUAGGAAUGGAAGGAGAACUGAGCUGGACCCAGGACCCACUGGGGGGCAUCCUCAUCUCUCUGCCCCUGUUGCCACCUCCUGCUCUCCCAGUGAAGUUUGCCUGGACUCUAAACCUGACAAAGGUGAACUGAUCAUAGGAGCUCAAGGACACACCGCCCAGUGAGCUGCUUUCUCUUACAGGACCAACCACACAAUAAAGUAGCUUCCCUUCCA
Molecule: messenger RNA, 1483 nt
Organism: Grammomys surdaster
Lineage: Eukaryota; Metazoa; Chordata; Mammalia; Rodentia; Muridae
Gene: Fuca1
Product: alpha-L-fucosidase 1
Exons: 8
Coding region: 16-1401 (461 amino acids)
Biological process (GO): fucose metabolic process; glycoside catabolic process
Cellular component (GO): lysosome
Molecular function (GO): alpha-L-fucosidase activity
Source: RefSeq, a predicted model, not a curated record